AUGGACGCUCCGGCCACCGCUUCUCGACAGCCGAUCGCCGAGGAACCCAGGAUGUCCCAAGAAUCGUCCCUCUCGACCGUUUCCACCACCAGCCUCGUCUUCGACCGCCUGCACGAGCAUAAUGAGAAGAGCUACCACUCUUCCUCCCAGCGCCGCCGCGCCCCGUCUGCCUCCCGUGGCGGCUAUGCCGACCACCCCGACGACGACGACGACGACGAUGAAAGCUACAAGGAGGCCGACACGAAUGACCUCGAGACGGGGCCCUUCCUCGCCCCCGCCAGCGUUAUGAUGCGCCGCGUAGGUGUCGAUCGCGGCCUGAAGAAGGUGAUACUGAUACUCGCCGCCGCCUUCCUCUUUGCGUGGGGAGCCGCCCUCUUCGUCUUCCUGUCCAACAAGUCGUAUAAGCACGCCAGCACCAUCGACCACGACCCGUCGGCGACCUCGCGCGGCUCCGGGAAGCCCGUGACGCUAGAUCAGGUCAUUUCCGGCUUCUGGUACCCGACCUCUCACUCCAUCAGCUGGAUCGAGGGGCCCAACGGGGAGGACGGCUUGCUGCUCGAGCAGGGCGCCCGUGGCAAGGACUACCUCGUCGUUGAGGACGUGAGAUCCGGCAACAAGGACAGCCAGGUCUCGGCCAACGUCGUCCAGAGCCGUACCCUGAUGAAGAAUCCGUGGAUCAAUGUCGGUGGCCGGCAAUUGGCGCCCUCCGACACCCGCCCGAGCAAGGACAUGAAGAAGGUGCUCGUCUCGACCGACCGCCAGCGCAACUGGCGCUACUCCUACACCGCGCUGUACUGGAUCUUUGACGUGGAAACCCAGACGGCCGAAGCUCUCGAUCCCGAGCACCCCGACGGCCGCGUGCAGCUCGCGACUUGGAGCCCUCAGAGCAAUGCCAUCGUCUUCACCAGGGACAACAACCUCUUUCUGCGCAAGCUGGACGGUGACAAGAAGGUCACCCAGAUCACAAACGACGGUGGACCCGAGUACUUCUACGGCAUCCCCGAUUGGGUCUACGAGGAGGAAGUCUUCGCUACCAAUAGCGCCACAUGGUACUCGGAGGAUGGCAAGUACGUCGCGUUCCUCCGAACCAACGAGACGGGCGUCCCGGAGUACCCCCUACAGUACUUCCUGUCGAGGCCUUCGGGCAAAGAGAAGCCUCCGGGCGAAGAGACGUACCCGGAUGAGAAGCGCAUCAAGUACCCUCGUGCCGGAAGCCACAAUCCCGUUGUGGACCUCCUGUUCUUUGACGUCGAGCGCGGCGACGUCUUCUCGGUCGAUAUCGACGGCGGCUUCGCCGACGACGACAGGCUCAUUAACAUGGUCCUCUGGGCCAACGACAAGGUCCUGAUCAAGGAGACCAACCGCGUGAGCGACAUCAUGCGGGUGGUGCUCGUCGACGUCGUUGCCCGCACCGGCAAGACCGUCAACACCAUUGACGUGGGCGAGCUCGACGGCGGCUGGUUCGAGAUAUCCCACACCACCCAGUUCAUCCCUGCCGACCCCGCCAACGGACGGCCGCAGGACGGCUACAUCGACACCGUGGUCCACGGCAACGGCGACCACAUUGCCUACUUCUCGCCGAUGGACAAUGCCGAGCCCGUCUACCUCACCGGCGGCGACUGGGAAGUCGACGACGGGCCCUCCGCCGUCGAUCUGAAGAAUAACCUCGUCUACUUCGUGGCGACAAAGGAGUCCUCCAUUCAACGCCACGUCUACAGCGUCCACCUCAACAGGUCCGACCUCAAACCCUUCACCGACACAAAGUUCGAGAGCUACUACGACAUCUCCUUCUCGAGCGGCGCGGGCUACGCCCUCCUGUCGUACCAGGGCCCCAAGAUCCCGUGGCAAAAGGUCGUCAGCACGCCGAGCAGCCCCGUCAGCUACGAGCACGUCGUCGAGAAGAACGAGGACCUCGCCGAGAACGCCAAGAAGUACGAGCUCCCCAUCCUCAACUACGGCACCCUCAAGGUCGACGGCGUCGAGCUCAACUAUGUCGAGCGCCGUCCCCCCCACUUCGACGAAAAGAAGAAGUACCCGGUCCUGUUCCAGCAGUACUCCGGCCCCGGGUCCCAGAGCGUGCACAAGAAGUUCGCCGUCGACUUCCAGUCCUACGUCGCCUCGGCGCUCGGCUACCUCGUCGUCACCGUCGACGGCCGCGGCACGGGCUUCAUCGGCCGCAAGAACCGCGUCCUCAUCCGCGACCACCUCGGCUACUGGGAGGCCCACGACCAGAUCGCCGCCGCCCAGGCCUGGGCCGCCAAGAAGUACGUCGACCCGGCGCGCAUCGCCAUCUGGGGCUGGAGCUACGGCGGCUUCAACACCCUCAAGACGCUCGAGAUGGACGCCGGCCGCACCUUCAGCUACGGCAUGGCCGUCGCCCCCGUCACCGACUGGCGCUUCUACGACUCCAUCUACACCGAGCGCUACAUGCGCACCCCCCAGCUCAACCCCUCGGGCUACGACCAGACGGCCGUCUCCAACGUCUCGGCCCUCGCCGGCAACGUCCGCUGGCUCAUGAUGCACGGCGUCGGCGACGACAACGUCCACUACCAGAACACCCUCACCCUCCUCGACAAGCUCGACCUCAACGGCAUCGAGAACUACGACGUCCACGUCUUCCCCGACAGCGACCAUGGCAUAUACUUUCACGGCGCAAACAGGAUUGUCUACGAUAAACUCAGCAACUGGCUCAUCAACGCCUUCAACGGCGAGUGGCUCAAGGUCGCCGGCGCGAAGCCCAUCGUCGAGCCCAAAGCGAGGGUGUAG
This is a messenger RNA of Colletotrichum graminicola M1.001, 2766 nucleotides long. RefSeq lists its product as uncharacterized. Lineage: Eukaryota; Fungi; Ascomycota; Sordariomycetes; Glomerellales; Glomerellaceae. Gene Ontology annotation, molecular function: dipeptidyl-peptidase activity; serine-type peptidase activity. The transcript has 2 exons. The record is from RefSeq and is a predicted model, not a curated record. Gene Ontology annotation, biological process: proteolysis. The coding region runs from base 1 to 2766 and encodes 921 amino acids.